AAUGCGUGGCUCACAUCCACUCGGCCCUCUUCUGAUUCACUCCCAGACAGCUCGUCCAGUUUGAAAAAUAUGUUGCCUUCCGAUGGACUAUCAACUCCAUUUCCCGUAUCGAUAUUCGAUGCAAAGGUUUCUGUUUCCUCUUUCGAGUCAAGAAUCGCUUCCUCUAUCUUGUCCGAUGAGGUUUCUUCUGAUUCUUCAAUCACAAUGCCACGACCGAAAGCCUUGCAUUUCACGCGUUUGGAGCCACUUGGGGGUCGAUUAGCGACGGGGAUCACAAUAUCUCCAAUAGGCUCUGAGGACAUGGAAUCCUGCUCAGUUAGUGGAAGCCUUCGAAGGGUAGUCGGGGCUACCGAAUUCCCACGCGCCGGUUCUGACAAAGUGGAGCCCUGUCGGCCUAGAGGGGAUUUCCGACAACCGGUGACACCUUGUCGCCUAAUGGCUCUGAGGACACGGAAUCUUGAGAAGUCAUCGAUGGUUUGUUCGCCUGAAUGAAUAGGUGUCUGCCAGAGUCGAAAGUGAAAGAACGUUGCGAGUUAGGCUCCGGUGAUGGCGAAAUGGACGAGGCCGUUGGCGUUAGCGAUAUCCGGCGGUCCGUCGUGUAGUAGAGCACCACUCGUUCGAUUGAUGGCGUUGGUGUUCGAGCACGACGACGUGUCGUCUUACGUUCUUCCUGCUUCUCUUCGCGUUCUUUCUUUUUGAACUCUUCAGACUUGCUCGGCUCGGAUUUGUUGUAGAGAUGACGCCAGAAUCGAUCAAAGUUCUCCAUAUCGACCUCUUUCUUUGCAUCUUCUCUGGCUUGAUGAAGAUUGCAGUUAAAUCUAAAUUUAACGAGGCUCGCUUUGUCCAGAUCUGAGCUAACCAGCGAGUUUGGAUCGCUUUUCUCCGAAGUAGCUAAUGAAUCCAUUCUAUCCAUCUCACCUUUUGGCUUGCUCGAAUUCGAAAAGAUUUCGUCAUUAAUCUGAAUUUGGACAGAUGUCGGCAGUUCCUCAUCACCGCCCGUUGUCGAAGUGGUUGUGUUACCAGGUGGACUAGCACUCGCGCUUUUCUCGGAACAUGCCGAGACCUUAACCUCGGGCAACGGUACAGACUCGUCUGAUUCUGCAACUGAUGCUUUUUUAG
Molecule: messenger RNA, 1119 nt
Organism: Haemonchus placei
Lineage: Eukaryota; Metazoa; Nematoda; Chromadorea; Rhabditida; Trichostrongylidae
Source: the annotation of a GenBank genome assembly